Molecule: messenger RNA, 1344 nt
Organism: Maudiozyma saulgeensis
Lineage: Eukaryota; Fungi; Ascomycota; Saccharomycetes; Saccharomycetales; Saccharomycetaceae
Source: the annotation of a GenBank genome assembly
AUGUCUGCUUUGAAAAAUUUCCAAUAUAAUGAAGAAGAAGAUGGUGAAUUGCCUUCUUUGGUUACAGGAACAGAAAAUAAUUUGAAUGAGAUUCUCAGCCAUGUGAAGAGUGAUGGUGGUGUGAAAUUAGUCAGUGACUCUAAGAUUGCCAGGGUAAAUAAACAAAAUGAUCUUGCUAGAGACUUAAGCCAAAAUGAUGCUAAGGGGGUUCCUUUGAAGAAGAUUCCUGUAACUAUUAUUACUGGAUACCUUGGUUCUGGGAAGUCUACUUUGCUUGAGAAGAUAGCUUUAAAGGGCUCAGAUAAAAAAAUUGCGGUGAUAAUGAAUGAAUUCGGGGAUUCAAGUGAAAUAGAGAAAGCAAUGACAAUUAAGAAUGGUUCUGAUUCAUAUCAGGAAUGGUUAGAUUUAGGAAACGGUUGUCUAUGUUGUUCAAUGAAAAACGUUGGUGUUAAAGCUAUCGAGGAUAUGGUAGAGAGAUCACCGGGAAAAAUUGAUUAUAUAUUAUUGGAAACUUCGGGGAUUGCUGAUCCUGCUCCAAUUGCAAAGAUGUUUUGGCAAGAUGAAGGGUUGAAUAGUAGUGUUUAUAUUGACGGAAUAAUUACUGUCUUGGAUGCUGAACAUAUUUUGAAAUGUCUUGAUGAUAUUUCACCAGAAACCCAUUGGCAUGGAGAAGACGUCAUGAAGGAUGAACAUUUAACAAUUGCUCACUUCCAAAUUGCAAUGGCAGAUAAAAUUAUCUUAAAUAAAAUCGAUAAACUGGAAUUAAAUGGAGAAUCUAUCAAGAAUAUUAAUGAUAUUAAGGAAAGAAUUCAAGAGAUAAACAUUGUUGCCCCAAUAAUUGAAACUAGAUAUAGUGAUGUGCCAUUGUCAGAAGUAUUGGAUGUGCAUUCGUACGAUUCUCUAGACACUGGAGUCAGUAAUGAUGUUAAAACUUCAAAACAACUUUUGAAUUCAAAGAAACUAGAAAAUAGACCAACAAUUCAUGAUCCACGGAUGUCUUCAAUUGUGCUUACAUUCAGACCAUUAAAAGACGAAAAAGAAUUUCAAUAUUUUAUUAAGAAUUUCUUACAGGUAUUACUUUGGAAGAAUUUUGGUGUAUCAAAUAACUUUAAGCAUGGUAAUGAUGAUGAUAAAGAAUGGGAAAUUCAAAGAACGAAAGGUUUAUUAAUAAUUGGGGACUUGUCAUCGAAGAGAGAGGUUAAAGUGAUUCAAGGUGUGAGGGAUACAUUCGAUGUGAUGCAAGGUGAAUUACCACCUAACGUCGAUUGUUGUAAACUGGUUCUAAUUGGGAAAUAUUUAAAUUUUGAAGAUAUAGACAGUUUACUAAAAACAGUCAUCGUUUGA